AUGCUUGCACACAAAGAAGCCCAGAAACGAGACUGGAAAAUUGUGGCCGCAUUGACUGUCUGGGCAGCCUAUGUCCGUCUCUGGAAGAUUUGGCAGCCAUCCUCUGUUGUGUUUGAUGAAGUGCAUUUUGGUGGAUUUGCAGCAAAGUACAUAAGAACCCGCUUCUUUAUGGACGUGCAUCCUCCGUUGGCCAAGAUGUUAAUUGCGCUGGUUGCCAAGCUGUCUGGGUUCGACGGAGUUUUUGACUUUAAAGACAUUGGAAAGGAUUACAUUGAAUCAGACGUACCAUACGUUCCUAUUCGCGUUUUUUGUGGCAUUUGUGGACUGCUAGUAGUUCCAAUUGCUUAUCUGACCAUGAGAGGAUCAGGCCAUUCUGUCGCCGCAGGCCUUGUGGUAGCUUUAAUGGUCUGUUAUGAGAAUGGCUUAAUUGCCAACAAUCGAUUGAUCUUACUUGACCCUCCACUCUUAUUUUUUACGGCUGCUACAACCCUGAUGUGGAUCAACUUCCACAACCAAAAGAAUAAACCUUUUCAGUUUUGGUGGUAUACCUGGCUGGCAUUAACUGGUCUUGGCCUUGGCCUCACAGUCAGCUGUAAGUGGGUUGGCUUGUUCACAAUUGCAACCAUUGGUGUGUCUACCAUCAAAAAUCUUUGGGAUCUGUGGGGAGAUUCGCGUAUUCCUAAUGUGUUUGUACGCCAUUUUUUGGCAAGGGCAGCAUGUUUGAUUGCACUGCCUGUUGUGGUAUACAUGCUUAUGUUUGGAAUUCACUUCCAUUCGCUUCCCAAUAGUGGUGAAGGUGAUGGUUUCAUGAGUCCUGAGUUCCAACAGACUCUCGCAGGCCAUAGUAUGGCUGAUACACCAAUCGAUAUUGCUUAUGGAUCAAAUGUAUAUCUGAGACAUGUUGCAACUCGCGGUGGUUACCUUCAUUCACACCCUCACGAUUAUCUCACUGGAAGUAAACAACAACAGGUUACUCUUUAUCCUCACCGCGAUAAUAACAAUUGGUGGACUAUUCACAAGUCGACCACAAAUGAAACCGUUGGAAUUGAAUAUGUUAAAGACAAUGAUAUCAUCCGUCUUAUCCACAGAGAUACUGGAAAGCGUCUCCAUUCUCAUGAACACCGUCCUCCCAUGACAGAUCUCGAUUAUCACAAUGAAGUCAGUGCUUAUGGAUUUCCUGGAUUUAAUGGCGAUGCCAAUGAUUUUUGGCGUGUUGAGAUUAUAGACCAUGAUAAACGUGAUCCUGAGUCUGAAGACAGACUUCGAACAAUCCAUUCAAGAUUUCGCUUAAUACAUGUCAUGUCUGGGUGCUCACUUUUCUCCCAUAGCGUUAAACUUCCCGAGUGGGGAUUCGGUCAACAGGAAGUAACGUGUAUUAAAAGUGGAAAGAUACCCAAGACUGUGUGGUAUAUUGAAUCUACCGAGAACUCCCAGUUGCCAGAUGAUACCGAAAAAGUUAAUUACAAUCGUCCUGGAUUUAUUGGAAAAUUCUUAGAGUUGAACAAAGUAAUGUGGGACACUAACAAGGGUCUUACUGCAUCUCACCCUUAUGACUCUAGACCAUCGUCAUGGCCUGUACUGAAACGCGGUAUCAAUUUCUGGGGAAAAGGAGAUCUUGGCCUUCAUAUAUAUUUGCUUGGAAAUCCCCUUGUUUUCUGGGGAAGCACAGUUGCUAUAUUUUCUUACAUUGCAAUCAAGGCAGUAUUUUUACUAUUAGAGAAACGCGGUUUCCAGACUGACUUUGGAGGGCUUCGCAAGUUUUAUGACGAAUCCGCUGGAUUUUUCCUCAUGGGAUGGUGCUUCCACUAUUUCCCAUUCUUCCUCAUGGGUCGCCAAUUGUUUUUGCACCACUAUAUGCCUGCUCUUUACUUUGCUAUUUUGCUAUUUGGUGUUGGAUUUGACCUCUUAACCAUCAGACUUGUCAAUCGUAAACGUCUUAUUGCCGCUGCUGCAUUUGUGAUGUGUGUCAUCUACGUUUACCGUUCAUUCAUACCUAUCACAUAUGGUGAGCCAUGGACAAAAAAAGAUUGUGAAAAGGCAAAAUGGUUACCUACCUGGGACUUUGAUUGCAUUCAAUUCCGAGAUGACAUUUCAGCCUAUUAUCCUGACGGCAAGCAACCAAAACUAGAGCUCAUGCAAGAAGCCAUAAAGAGCUAUUUUGCUCCAGCGGAAAGCAAGGAACAAGCAGCGGCAGCAAUUGACGCAGUCAAUAUUAUAUCUGAUGGAAUAGUUCUUGCUGCUCAGAGUGAUCCGGUUCUAAAAGAGAAUCCACAGCAGCAAGUUACUGAUGUGGAUGCACAGGGGUAAAUCACCUCGAUAUCCAUCAUACUUGCAUCAUUAUUUAUAACAAAAAAAAUAUCAAAUAGCUAAAUAGACUUACACAUCUGCAAAUCAAAAUUGAAACUUGGUGUAAUAUAAUGCACGCAUAAAAAUAUAAAUAC
Molecule: messenger RNA, 2441 nt
Organism: Phycomyces blakesleeanus NRRL 1555(-)
Lineage: Eukaryota; Fungi; Mucoromycota; Mucoromycetes; Mucorales; Phycomycetaceae
Product: glycosyltransferase family 39 protein
Exons: 13
Coding region: 1-2307 (768 amino acids)
Biological process (GO): protein O-linked glycosylation via mannose
Cellular component (GO): endoplasmic reticulum; membrane
Molecular function (GO): dolichyl-phosphate-mannose-protein mannosyltransferase activity
Source: RefSeq, a predicted model, not a curated record